AUGCACGCGACGAGCAGAACAGGGAGCGUCGGAAUCCGCGAGAGCCGCCAGGACAGGAGAACGUGCGGCCUCGGCCGGACGUACGUGGUUGGCGCCUCCUCCCGGCACGGGGUAGGGAGCCGCCUUCAAACGCGGCCCAUUCGCCACCUCGUCCCGCCCGCCGGGUUUGGAAUCGUGGCGUGCGCUCCCGGGAAUCGUCGACGUCGCGCGCCGAUUGGGGACGGGAGCAGCAGCCGCGCCGACGGCGGCGAGAAGGUCGCCGUCUCCCCCUCCUCCUCCUCCGGUGCCACUCCCGACGCCUCGACAGAUCAGCAGAGCGACGGCGCCACCGCCCCGGCCGCGGUCGUGGAGGAGCGCGGGCGCGGGGACGACGCGGCGGAGCGCGGGUGCGGCGGCUCGCCGGUGACGCCCGCGGGCACCCCCGGCGCGCCGGCGGACGUGCCGCGCGGGUGCUGCGCGGUGUACGUGGGCGCGGAGCGGCGGCGGUUCGUGGUGCCGACGGCGUACCUGGGCGCGCCGGCGUUCCGGCGGCUGCUGGAGAAGGCGGAGGAGGAGUUCGGGUUCCACUACCACGGCGGCGCGCUCACCAUCCCCUGCGACACCGAGGCGUUGAAGCACAUCCUCGUCACGGACCGCCAGGUCCUCGCCCCCGACGCCGACGGCACGGCACGUACGCCGUCAACCCGGUGGGUGCGGAGCGCGCGGCCCAACGCUCCACCUCGCUGGCCCGGCCUGCUCGCGCGGAACGCCGUGAGCUGCGUGCUGGGCCGUGAAAUGCUGCAGCCUGACGUCGGCCUACAGGCCUGGUUCCGCCACGGCCCAUGAACUUAGUUUUCUUUUUUAGCUUUGUCUUUCUAUGUUUGCAGGGGGGAACGCCUGGGAAGGAGGACGGAGAUUGCAAGUGUAAGCAAGCGAGUGCUGCUUCAGCUCGUUAUGGUGCCAUGACCGAUGAGUAGGCAGCUCGCUCGGAGCAGUCGUCGAGAGCUGUAACAUAACAUGGGCGGCGGGACGCGACGCGGCAUCCGACGCCACGCCACGCCCAGGCGCGACGCUCUCGAACGUUCCCUCCAUCUCUGCCCCUCACUUUUACUAUACUACUGGUAGCUGGUACUAGUGCUCGAUCACCAUUCGCCAGCGUCCACGCGUUGAGUUUGAGCCGGAGCGGCAGGUUGAUCGUGGAUCCUUUUCUACCCGCCGCGGCCCCCGGUACGCUUCGCGGGCCCGCCGGAUGGCCGUGGCAGCCGCCGUGCCCCGUGCCUGCGUGGCCACGGCCGCGCCUAGGCGCCUAUCCAGCCGGCGGGUGACAGGUGGGCGUGGCCACGUAGGGCACCGUGGUCUCGAGACGUCAGCGUCAUCUGGGCGGGCCCACCCGCGGCCGGGGGCCGGGCGUACGUGGCGCGCCGGCUAACCACCGGCGACGACAGCAACGCCGGCGUCCGUCGCGCGGGUAGGCCAGGCCCGCCGUCGCGCGGCGCGAGUAGGGCAGCGCCAGCCAGGGCCCCCAGGGCCGCCCACCAACCCUGCGUCUCGUUCUUUGCCGAAAGAGAAUCGAGGAAGUGAGCAAAAGGGAAUUUCGUCAGUUCGGAAAAGGAGGCUUUGGGCGCACGUAUCUCGCUUGAUCGGCAAUAGAGCCGUCGAUUCCCCGGUGGCCUGUUCCGUUCCGUUCCGUCCUACUCUUGCGUGGGUCAUUUCGAUGGGCCGCGCAGCCAAUCCGGAGUCCGAGGAAUCCCGUUCCGUGCUGGUAGUGCACGACGCUUCAACCGGGCGCUGCACGGGGUCACGCGGCGCUGCUGUUUCUUUUGUUUCUCGAGAUCACCACCGAGCCGAGCGUUCCCUUUUCCCGGAUGAAAGCGCGUCGCUUUCUCUCGGAUCACGCGCCUGGUGGUGAUGCAACCGCGUCCCAGGCGCUCGAUCGGAUGCUGCCGGCGAUCACGAUCCGAGGGACGCUAGCUUAUCUGCAGCCUGCGUUCUUAGACUUUGAACACCCCCCCUCGCUUUUCGCGAGCCGCGGGAAAGUGAGGUCACAAGAAUAACUGGGCGCGCCCCAUUUAUGUGACGAUGUGCUCGUGCGCGCGCGCCCGGUCCGUCCACGGCGCGUCGGCUUGGUUUAAUUUCCGGCCGCGUCCAGCGCACGCCCCUCUCGGUCUCGGGGGGAAUGGACGGCCGCGGUUGCCUCUGCCCGAGGGAGGUGAGGCCUCGACCGCUCGACGCCGCCGUCGCCGUCGGCCGGGGUGGCGCCGCGGGGGUGCCCUCGUGCCACGGUCUCUGCAGUCUGCACACACGCAUGCGCGCGCGCGGUGCGCAAGCCUAUCCACGCGCUAUACACGGCCGGGGCUCGCGAGUCGCGGCGGCUACUGUUGGGUCUUCUGGUAGCUAUAUGUGCUACUGUUGUAACUUGGUCAAUGGUCACUAUAUAUGCUGCUCCGUCCGGUAUAAAAUAACUGCUGUUUUAGCUUUAUCUUCAAAACAAUUGUUGAACUACAACUUCUGAACAACUUUUCUGUGCCUCUUCUGGUUGUAAUCCCCAAUAAUCAUAUCAUUAACUUCUUUUACAAGCGGAAAGUUGUCCCUUCUACUCACUACGGUAGAGAGCGGCAACUAGGAGAGGCGAUCCGCGUCCGGGGAAGGAUUCGCCGCUUUCCAGCGUCUGGAGUCCGACCUCCGCUUCGGGUGGAUGAUGGUGGAAGGUUGCGGCUUCUGUGCGUGCUACGACGACCAGUUGGGGAUCGAUGGCUUGAUCCGCGGAGGAAGAUCAACAGUAGCUUUAGGGACUUGCUUGUAAUUUUCUUUUUACUUUGGUUCCUUUCUGCAAAGAAGGGUGCAAUGUUUCAUCUUGUGUGGUGGACACAAACACUAGCUAGCUACCUCAUCAUCGAUGAGUGAAGGCAUAAACAAUGCCGGAACAUGAACCACGUUGGGAGAAAGAAUAAAAGCUUGAAACAUUCAAGGUGCUCC
Molecule: messenger RNA, 2955 nt
Organism: Panicum virgatum (switchgrass)
Lineage: Eukaryota; Viridiplantae; Streptophyta; Magnoliopsida; Poales; Poaceae
Exons: 2
Coding region: 1-825 (274 amino acids)
Biological process (GO): response to auxin
Source: RefSeq, a predicted model, not a curated record